Messenger RNA from Aspergillus puulaauensis, 474 nucleotides. RefSeq lists its product as uncharacterized. The record is from RefSeq and is a predicted model, not a curated record. The transcript is spliced from 2 exons. The coding region runs from base 1 to 474 and encodes 157 amino acids. Lineage: Eukaryota; Fungi; Ascomycota; Eurotiomycetes; Eurotiales; Aspergillaceae.
AUGGCGGAUCUCAAGCCUCCGUUUACCGAAGAAACAGCAAGGAAGAAAGUCAAGGUAGCCCAAAACCUCUGGAAUACCCAAGAUCCCGUACGCGUUGCUCAGGCAUACACGCCGACGUGCAUUUGGCGCAACCGCAGCUCAUUCUUCUCCGGAACAGAGACUAUCAUCGAUUUCCUAACAUCGAAGUGGAACCGCGAGAAGAAUUACAGGCUACGAAAAGAACUUUUCUCGUAUACCGAUGACCGUAUUGCUGUUCAGUUCUGGUACGAGUUUCAGGAUGCCAGUGACUCCAUGCGGUGGAAGCGGUGUUACGGACUUGAAGACUGGACGUUCGAUAGGGAAACAGGGAAAAUGCGUAAGCGGAUGAUGAGCGGAAAUGAUAUCCUACUUGGGCCUGAUGGGAAUGGUGAAGGGCGGUGGUUUGUGGAUGGAGUUGAUGUUGAGGAUGUAGAUAUCGGGGAGGAGCACUGGUGA